Molecule: messenger RNA, 180 nt
Organism: Colletotrichum tamarilloi
Lineage: Eukaryota; Fungi; Ascomycota; Sordariomycetes; Glomerellales; Glomerellaceae
Exons: 1
Coding region: 1-180 (59 amino acids)
Source: RefSeq, a predicted model, not a curated record
AUGGGGCGUGACACUGGAGAGUUCUGGCCCCUCCCCAAUCCCCCAUCCGACCCAAAUCUGCGUUCCGGACGAACACGCGACGACCGGGGCAUCGGGAUGCCAUGCUCCACCUCCUCGGUUUUUUUUCGUAUGCAAAUCGCAAGCCAGAUUCCGACUUGCUUCCCCUGUUGUCACUUGUGA